UCAGACACCAUUACAUUCAUAAUGCACUUGCGCUAUCUUUUUUGCUUAAGUUUACAUAAUCCACGAAUGUGAAGGUUGGUGACUUUCUUUAGCGGGGAGGCUGUAUGAGCCGUCACCUUUGCCUCAGUUGUGAGAGAAGCGCGCGCGAUCGCGCCUGUGCUGUGCUUUGGUUUUUUUUUUAAUUUAUUUUUUUGAAGUGUUGUGCCGCUCGGAUAUCAUGAGGUUGGCUUUUUGGGUCACAGCUUUGGCUGUGCUCAGCCUUACACUCGCCAAAAAUUCGACAUUGAAAGCAAAACCAAAACGACAAUUGGAGAGCAUCAGAACACCUCAGAAUCUGCAAUACUCAUUAGUGUUACCCCAUUCAAGAGUCACGCACUUCAGGUCACUUUCCAGUAGUCGACGAAUCGCCCAUGUUCCAUCGAAAGGCGGCAAGUUGCCACCGUAUGCUGUUCAAAUGGAACCGGUAGUCCAGUACUCUCAGAAGGAUCCUCUGUAUGACCCAAAUUUGGAAAACUUAGACGAUGCUGGAGUAAAUAAAAAUGAAAUUUAUGCUCAACCGAAAAUUCUUAAUGUACAUGAUUCUUCGGACAGUUCUUAUGGCCAAUCUUAUGGAGCCCUUCCAACUGCUCCAUUGUAUAGCCAAGAUGCUCAUCCUCAUUAUUAUGAAACACCGGAGCCUAUAAUAGAAAUUAUCAUCAAAGAAUCAAAUGAAUCUCUUCCUGCACCGCCUCCACAAGUAAUUCCUAAAAAAAAGAAAGAACCAGUUCAAGUUUUCUACGUCAAAUACAGUAAAGAUCCUCAUUCUAAAGAUAAGGUUGUAUAUGAAAAACCCAUUCCUGCAAUAACUCCACCAACCAACGAUGAAGAUGAACACCAAGAAGAAUAUGUUACAGUUACACCAGAGCCAGCAUAUGGUCCAACACAAACGACAACUUUAAGAGCGAUCAUCAAGCCAGAAUCAGAGGUUUAUCAUAGUGACAGUAGUGUUAAAAUUACAUUUGGAAACGAAGGCCGUCAUUACAGUGACAGACGUGAAGCAAAUACAGAAAGUCAUGAAGCAACUGCGCCAAGACCGGCUAUAGCUUUUCCAAACCAACCACCGAGUCAUCUGCCUCUUGAACGUUCUGUGUCACCUAACCCUUUAAACUACGAAGGCUCAACAAGACGUUUACCAAGUCAUCAAAAUCCUCAAACUUACAAGCCUGUUUCACAACACGCUCAAAGUCGCAUCCAGUUUCAACCGCAAUAUUUAACCAAUGAACAGCAAUUACCCAGACAAAGUCCCUCGACUUCUCCCUUUAGAACUCAAUCUCACAUCAACCGUCAAAAUUCAUUUGGUCCUUCACCAUCAUUAAGCCCACAUCCCAGUCCUCAUACAAAUUUCGCCAACAGUCCAAGCCCAAUUCCUCAUUUUGGUAACAGUCCUUCCACUGUGGCAGCCCCACUUGGACCUGUUUUUCCUACUUCUUUUCCUAGGCCCAGUAAUAUUCCUUCAUUCCAUGUUCGCCCAAGUCCUCCAACGUUCGCUCCUAGACCUCCCUUUAAUGGACCACCGAGACCAAUUUUCCAUAGUGGACCUCAAAGACCGUUCCAGCAACCACAUCCUCAAUCCAGACCAUUCUUUGAUGAACCCAAAUAUUUACAAGAAAAUUAUCACACUAUAACUAGUGAUCAAAUUGAUCCUCCGAAGGAACAAUUAUUACCUAAUAGACAACCUCAAAACUUCAAUUUUGUACAUUCUAGUCCAAGUCCUACGCCACCACAAUUCCAGGAGCAUCCCAGCCGACCUCAAAUUAUUCCACAGACUCAACAAUUACCGCAGCAAAGGCCACCACAGCAUUUUGUUGAUAUUCAUAACAAACCCACAUUUUCCAUAACACCAAGUAGAUCUCCCUUUUUCAACUUAAAACCAUCGCCUCCACAAAUAGAAGACAAUCGACCACCAUUCCAACAGAAUAAACAUCAGCAACAAGCCCAGCUCCCUCAGCCGCAGCAAUUCAGCUUCCACCAAGGCGCUCAAUUAUCACCACAGUCGACCUCUGGAAUUCCUACACAUCAUCAGCAUAGUUUUUCGAGUUCAAUUUCUCCUUCCCCAUCACCUAUACCUCAAAAUCAAUUUCUGCCACAACCUUCACCUUCGCCUGCUCUAUUUAAUUUCCAUUCGCAACCAUCACCGCCACCAGAGCAACAUCAUUUCCAUCAACAAAACUCACCAUCUGAAAGACCACAAAUCUCUCAAUCUCAUGGACCCACAGAAAGACCAUUCCAGCCACAACAAAAUAAUUACAGAGACCAAUCUAACCUACAACAUCAACAAAAUAUAGAACAGUUUGUGCCCAAUGGUGGAGAGCUGGUAGCAUCUAUUCCUAAAUACGAACAACAUAUUACUGUUAAUGGUCCUAAUGCACAACCGAACUACAGUGGGUUAAGCGAAACUGUAAAACCUACGCCAACUACAAGCCCAACUGAGCAAUAUCAACAACAUCAACAUCAACAACAACAACUGUAUGACUCUGAACAAGAACAAGUAAGAUUACAAUUAGCAGAAAAUGUGAAAAAACAACAAGAAGAAAUACAACGUCUACAAGCUCAAUUAUUGUUAGCACAACAACAACAACAGCAUCAACAACAACAACAACAGCAUCAACAACAACAACAAUUACAGCAACAAAGUAAACAAUAUGAACAAACCUAUAAACAAGCUCAAAAUGAUUAUAAACAACAAACAAUACAAGUUACUUCACCCAAAUCUCAAUACGUGCAAGAAAGAUCACGGGAACAGUCUAACUAUGCAUCUAGCACUCAAGCUCCUGCUUAUUAUCAAUCUACGUCUAGAACUGUGGAAAUCAAGCCUACUACCCAAAAAUAUUUGUCAUCAACGCGUAAUUCGAUUAGCACAACACCUGAACCAAAAAAAGAAGAGAAAAAGAAGAAACCACAAAUUGAACUUCCCGAUGAAGUCCCUGAUGAUCUGCGUCAACAAUUAUUGUCAUCAGGUAUCUUAGAUAAUGCUGAUAUUAGUGUUUUGGACUACGACAAAGUAGGCGACACACCAUUGGAGUCGUUGCCACCAGAUCAAUUGGCAAACUUCUUUAGCGCAGGUGGUGCUCAACAAAUUGCGGCUAGUGAACACAGACCCGUAAUAGUAAAAGCAAAUGGUGAAAAAAUUGAAUCAAGAAUCGAUGAAGAUUCCGAAGAUCAAGAUAUCGCUGCUUCAGAAAAUGUAGCAACAUACGCUCUCCCACCUCCAUCGGAAAAACAAGCUGUGGAAAUGAAGGUUGUUCAUUUUGAUCCAAAAACAGCUGAAGGUCAAAAUAUCGCAAAGGAAUACGUAAAAGAAGAUGCCACUCAAUUAGAUCCUGUUGCUUUGAAUGAUAAAAAAUACAACAGGUACUUACCAUUAAAAGUAAGUGGCAACCAGUUUCCUCUGCCAGACAUUCUAAAAGGAAGAAAAAUAACAUCAGUUGUUGUUUUGGCGCCUGUGAAAACAGAGGAUUUAAGUGGUGACCACACAAGAUCUGAGCGGGCUGCGAGUAAUGCUUUAAGAGGGAUAAAGUUUGUUGCUGGGGACAGUUUGCAAGAUUUACUCAAACGACCUACCAAAGACAACUUUGAAAAAUGGUUGGAUGUCGAGAAAAGAACAAGUACAGACCAACAGUCUGUCAUCCUACUUGUGACUGGGAAUGACAAAACACCCGAGGGGAGGGAAAUCUUCAUGUACGAUAUAUCGUCGGGCAGUGUCAACAAAUUGAACGGAGACCUUUCCAAUGCUUUUGUGGAGGCCGCAGAAAAUAACUCAAUUAGUAGAGACAUCGAAAAACUAGCUAUAGAAGGGGAUGGCACCCCUGAGGAUUUCAGAAAGGGAGACGACGAAGUUGCUGCCGGUUCAGAGAAUGUGCCAUUAUUAGUAGAUUUAUCUGGUGUGAGUUUAGAUCAAGGCAAUAGUAACCAAGUGUCAAUUUCAUCAGGUUACAGUAAAACAAAACACGGCCGAUCGAUACGAAGACAUUGACACGUCCAACGCCGUAUGGCGAACGACCCUUGUAAAUAAUAUAGUAUAGUUUUAGUAUUACUAAAUUAAAAUGGCGGCGUGAUGUUGCAUAGUCGAUUAUAAAAGUGAUAAUCAGGUUGUACAAAUAAAGUACCUUUUUAUAUA
This is a messenger RNA of Galleria mellonella (greater wax moth), 4156 nucleotides long. RefSeq lists its product as uncharacterized. Bases 218 to 4012 code for a protein of 1264 amino acids. The record is from RefSeq and is a predicted model, not a curated record. NCBI's taxonomy places the organism in Eukaryota, Metazoa, Arthropoda, Insecta, Lepidoptera, Pyralidae. The transcript is spliced from 3 exons.